AUGAAUAAUGUGUCUAUUCAAGGAGACCUCCGAUAUAUCAAUUAUGAAUUCGAUUGGUUUACACUUCCUGUUUUAUGCGCAUCCAUUCCACUUAUUUAUCUUCUUCCAACAAUUUUCGUUAUGAUUGAAAUUGUCAGAGUCUACUGUAGACAAUUGAUCACAAAAAGAGAUGAACUCAUGAAUCCGCAUGUAUUUUUUGUGAUUGUUCUCUCACAAUUGAUGGGAUUCUAUUAUAUGGUCUUUGAUUAUUUCACUAUCCGACUUCCAUCUACAGGAAUCAUGACAUCUUGGUGUGCAUCACAAGAACCCAAUCAUUUUUUGAAAGUUAUCUUCUUUUUUUCAAUAUACUUCAAUUAUACAUCCAUGCUGUUCCCAUUUUUGUUAUCAUUAUUACGACUUGUCCCAGUUUAUUACCCCAAUAAGCAUAAAGAGAUUUGUGAGAAAAUUGUCAAAUUCUCGACACCCUGUGUGUUUAUUUAUCCAUUCCUAUUCACAUUCACUCUAAUACCGGCUCUUGGAUUUUGUCGACAACUUCUUGGUCCAUAUCAGUUCGGAGCUAUUUAUAUAUUUUUCAGUGGAAAUUGGUUCAAUCUGAAACUGGCUAAUCUACUGGUUUUAAACGUUGUAUUCUUUCUGGUCUUGUCUACAGCAGCCAAUAUUUUACUUUAUGGGAAAUUGAAGACAAUUAGAAAUAAAAGAAAAAGUGUCAAACUGCAGAGAGCUGAAUCCUCGCUGACUUUUACAACGCUUUCUAUGUUGUCUGCUUACAUUACCAAUCUGAUUUUUGUGAUUAUGUUUAUAAUACAUCCUCCAUUAUCUACAUAUGUAGUUGCUCUUCGUCCUUUCGGUAAUGACUGUGAUACUGUUCUUGUUCCUUGGAUAUUCUAUUUGACUCAUCCUGCAUUCAAGAAGAAGCUGUUUUCAAACGAAGUUUCAAGAGUCAGGACACUUCAUACUACUAUUUAA
Caenorhabditis briggsae is the source of this 966-nucleotide messenger RNA. The record is from RefSeq and is a predicted model, not a curated record. NCBI's taxonomy places the organism in Eukaryota, Metazoa, Nematoda, Chromadorea, Rhabditida, Rhabditidae. The coding region runs from base 1 to 966 and encodes 321 amino acids. The transcript is spliced from 5 exons.